GACAGAAGAGAGUUUGAAAGGAUCAGGCAGCUAAAGAUAAAGCCAUGCAGAGUAUGGCUACAAUGUCAUCUGCCCAGAUCAUCUCUGCAACUGCCUUCCACAGUAAAAUGGUAUUGCCUGGCCUCCCGCGACCAGCCUACCCUGCUGUGUCUGGGUUUUGGCAAGGAGCUUUGCCAGGCCAAGCUGGAUCCUCUCACGACGUGAAACCUUUUUCUCAACAAACCUAUGCUGUUCAACCUCCACUCCCGUUACCAGGGUUUGAGUCUCCUGCUGGCCUCUCACCUUCCCCAUCGGCUCCUCCUUGGCAGGGGCGAAGGGUUGCCAGCUCCAAACUUUGGAUGUUAGAAUUCUCUGCAUUCUUGGAACAACAACAAGACCAAGACACGUAUAACAAGCACCUGUUUGUUCACAUUGGCCAGUCAAGCCCCAGCUACAGUGACCCCUACCUCGAGGCGGUGGACAUCCGGCAGAUCUAUGACAAGUUCCCUGAGAAGAAAGGGGGCCUGAAGGAGCUCUUUGAAAAGGGGCCACCCAAUGCCUUCUUCCUUGUCAAGUUCUGGGCUGAUUUGAACACCAACAUUGAAGAUGAAUCCAGAUCUUUCUAUGGUGUUUCCAGCCAAUAUGAAAGCCCAGAAAACAUGAUCAUUACCUGCUCCACUAAAGUGUGCUCCUUCGGAAAGCAGGUGGUGGAGAAAGUGGAGACGGAGUACGCACACUAUGAAAAUGGACACUAUUCCUAUCGCAUCCACCGCUCCCCUCUGUGUGAAUACAUGAUUAAUUUCAUCCAUAAACUCAAACAUCUCCCAGAGAAAUACAUGAUGAACAGCGUGCUGGAGAACUUUACUAUUUUACAGGUUGUGACGAACAGGGACACUCAAGAGACCUUGCUGUGCAUAGCAUAUGUUUUUGAGGUGUCAGCUAGUGAACAUGGUGCCCAGCAUCACAUCUACCGGCUGGUGAAGGACUAGAGAUUCUCUGCCCAGGAACUGCCUCCGUGAAUAUAUAUCUGAGUGAAACGCCCGUGCCUAACCCCCGAUACCAAUCCGAAAAAAUAAACUGCAGACGUGGUGUAUUUUCAGAAAAGAA
Messenger RNA from Mauremys mutica (yellowpond turtle), 1086 nucleotides. It is a transcript of the gene TEAD4, whose product is annotated as TEA domain transcription factor 4. The record is from RefSeq and is a predicted model, not a curated record. The transcript is spliced from 9 exons. NCBI's taxonomy places the organism in Eukaryota, Metazoa, Chordata, Testudines, Geoemydidae. Gene Ontology annotation, molecular function: RNA polymerase II cis-regulatory region sequence-specific DNA binding; DNA-binding transcription factor activity, RNA polymerase II-specific. Gene Ontology annotation, biological process: regulation of transcription by RNA polymerase II; embryonic organ development; hippo signaling. Gene Ontology annotation, cellular component: transcription regulator complex. The coding region runs from base 45 to 968 and encodes 307 amino acids.